UAGAUUGACCGGCCGACGGACCGACGUACGUAUAUUUACAAAAACUUGACAUAAAGUUUAUACCGGUUAAGUAAGUAAAAAACUAAAAACUAAAAUUCAGUUUGGUUUUUGGAACUGUGUUGUACAGUCAUGGCGCGAGUGUUGGUUUUUUUGUGUAUCUGUUUGUGCUACCAAUUAGUGUAUUGCCAGUUCGGCUUCUUCCCCCGCGAGCAACGAAGGUAUCAAUCGCCAUUCGGAUUUGGGCAGAACUUCAUUCCAAACGCAGCGAACAGAUUUAGAAAUACCCUGGGAAAUAUCCUACAUGUUCAACCACAGACUCCUGCUGACAACCCAGAGUAUGUUUAUCCUUUCCAAAAUCAAAAUCAAAACAGACCAGGCAACCAAUACAAUCAGUAUUAUAAUAACAGACCAAAUAGUGUAAGGUUCCCUAACCAAGGAUACCAAACUCAAAAUGGAUUCUACAAUAACGGACAGAAUAAUCAAGAAUACGCAGAGAGACCAGCUGAAAAUCCCUAUCAGCAAACUGGGUACGGAUUUGAAAAUGGUGGAAAUAAUAACCAACAAUUUAUACCUAAUAACGAAGGAAAUGGUCAAAAUUAUGAUAGUGGAUUUGUCAGUAGCCAACAGAAUGGCCCAGCGUUUGGCCAAGGCAAUGAAGCACCUAGUUUUGGUAACGAAGGUAAUUCACCUGAUAGUGGGUUAGUCAGUGGCCAACAGAAUGGCCCAGUAUUUGGCCAAGGUAAUACAGAAGCGCCUAGUUUUGCUAACGAGGGUGGGUUAGUCAGUGGCCAACAGAAUGGUCCAGCGUUUGGCCAAGGUAAUGCAGAAGCGCCUAGUUUUGCUAACGAAGGUGGAUUAGUCAGUGGCCAACAAAAUGGUCCAGUGUUUGGCCAAGGUAAUGCAGAAGCGCCUAGUUUUGCUAACGAAGGUGGAUUAGUCAGUGGCCAACAAAAUGGUCCAGUGUUUGGCCAAGGUAAUACAGAAGCACCUAGUUUUGCUAACGAAGGUGGAUUAGUCAGUGGCCAACAAAAUGGUCCAGUGUUUGGCCAAGGUAAUGCAGAAGCCCCUAGUUUCGCUAACGAGGGUGGGUUAGUAAGUGGCCAACAGGAUGGUCCAGCAUUUGGCCAAGGUAAUACAGAAGCACCUAGUUUUGCUAAUGAGGGUGGAUUAGUCAGUGGCCAACAAAAUGGUCCAGCGUUUGGCCAAGGUAAUACAGAAGCACCUAGUUUUGGUAACGGGGGUGGAUUAGUCAGUGGCCAACAGGAUGGUCCAGCGUUUGGCCAAGGUAAUACAGAAGCACCUAGUUUCGCUAACGAGGGUGGAUUAGUCAGUGGCCAACAAAAUGGUCCAGCGUUUGGUCCAAAUAAUGGGAAUAACGGAGGGCUUAUCAGUGGCAAGGAGACUGGGCCCGCAUUUGGCAAUGGAUAUACUAAUGCACCAACUUUUGCCAAUGAAAAUGACGUUCCCCGAACACCAGUGCCAGAUACCGAUAACAGGAACAACUUUGGCACCGAAGAAGAGUCCUGCCCAACGGUAGAUAACGGAGUGGGGUCGUGUGUCAACAUCAAGCUGUGCCCGCCCUACGUGAAGCUGCUGCUGCAGGCGCAGUCCAACUCCGGAGCUCUCCAGGUGUUGAGGAAAGCGCACUGCGGCUUCGAUGGCAGCACCCCUAAGGUCUGCUGUCCUCGCGAACCAAUACCAACCCCUGCACCAACGCCUGCCCCAACGCCUGCCCCAACGCCUGCCCCUGUCGACACGGCGGCUGGGAAAUCCUUGACAGAUGAUUUCAUAUCAGCUUUCCCUGUUCCGCCCGAGUGUGGAGUCAGCAACGCUUCAUUCAGCAGAGUUGUGGGUGGCAUUGAUGCUAAACUUGGUGACUUCCCAUGGAUGGCGCUGCUGGGCUACAAGGGCAAAAGGAGUCCCACCACCAGCUGGCUCUGCGGCGGCUCCCUCAUCAGUCACCACCAUGUCCUCACUGCUGCUCACUGCAUACACAACCAUGAGGAUGAUUUGUACGUCGUCCGCGUGGGUGAGCUGGACCUGGCACGCGAGGACGAGGGCGCGACGCCCGUGGACGUGCUCAUCAAGAACAAGAUCAAGCACGAGAACUACAACCCCAAGGCCUUCACCAACGACAUCGGCCUGCUGGUGCUGCAGAACGACGUGCAGUUUACCGAUCUCAUAAAACCCAUCUGCAUACCGAUGGAGACUAACCUGAGGUCUAUGAACUUUGAGGACUACACGCCUUUCAUAGCUGGAUGGGGCGACCUGGAGUUCCGUGGCCCAAAAGCGACCCGCCUGCAAGUGCUGCAGCUGCCAGUGGUCUCCAACGACUUCUGUAGACAGGCGUACACAGCGUAUAAAGCGCAAGUGAUAGACGAUCGAGUUCUAUGCGCCGGUUUCAAGAAGGGAGGCAAGGACUCUUGCCAGGGCGACAGUGGUGGCCCCUUGAUGCAGCCUAUUUAUAACUUCGAGACCCUGAAGACCUAUUUCUACCAAAUCGGAGUGGUAUCGUUCGGCAAAAAGUGCGCCGAGGCUGGUUUCCCUGGGGUCUACACGCGCGUCACCAACUUCGUGCCGUGGCUGCAGCAGAACAUGCUCGGACCUUAGACUGUGGAAACACGAAAAACACCUACUAGGACUCUAAUGAAAUUAUAUUUAAGGUGGCGUUUUGCUGGGUCGAAACCUACUACCUACUACUAAAAAUCGUGUCGUAGUUUGACGGCUACCUACUCGUUAAUUGUGACGAUCUGUUAGGAGGUACACGUUGACAGUCUCUUAAAAAAAACCUCAAGGUAUUUUUACUUAAUUUGAUUUAGAAAAAUCCAGCUCGCUACGCUCACGUUUAUGAACUCGUGGUUAAUUAUUCAAAAAUAGGUCGAGUCAAAUGCCACCUUAACUAGUGAUAUUAAAAACUCAUUAGCUAUAAGAAUAAUUAAGUAAAAUAACAAUUAUAUAAGAAUCCACUUAGUUACAGAUAAAUAUAAUUUGUGGUUUAGUUUGAGCUAAAGAUAAACUGUUAAUUAAAUACAAUAUAUUUCAAUUAAGAAGACCAUCGGCAAGAUUCAAUAGAUGUCACUAAUUUGUUUACAAAAUUAGCAACAAAUGAUUGGUUUAAAUAAUUCUAUUAAGUAUUAUUUUUAAAGAAGAAGAAAAGCUAACAAAAAAUAUGGUGGUGCCUUUUAUCGUUGAAAUGUAUAGUUACUAGUGAUUGAAAGACCAACAAACACCAAAAUAUGUUUUUUGUGGUCUUUGUUUUGGUUAGCGUUUUAAAAGCAACCUGUAUUUUAUAUUAAUAUGUAUGUUAGGAUGAACGAGCUUUAAAAAGUUUCUAUUCCGUCCAAUAGUACCUAAAUACCUACUUAUUAAUUUAUAGUAUUUUCACGUAUUAGUUUAUAACCUACUGAAAUAUUUCUAUUGUUAUUUUAUGUUUAAACACAGUAUUUAUUUAUUGAUCAUUUAAUAAAAAUCCUCUGUACUCUGUAGAGUAGAACUAAGGAAAUACCCACCCUACUAUAAUAAAAUUAGUAUAUAACUUGGGUACUUUUAAAUCAAGGCAAAUACAUCUUCUAUACUAACUAAACCUAAGACUAGACCGAACUAAAUGACUGAACUUUGUUUUAAAGUUAAACUUUGACGCCAUGAUAAAAAAAUCGGCCAAGUACGAUUGGGACUUACACACGAAGGGUUCCAUACCAUCG
Molecule: messenger RNA, 3701 nt
Organism: Maniola jurtina (meadow brown)
Lineage: Eukaryota; Metazoa; Arthropoda; Insecta; Lepidoptera; Nymphalidae
Gene: CLIP4
Product: venom protease-like
Exons: 9
Coding region: 130-2610 (826 amino acids)
Biological process (GO): proteolysis
Molecular function (GO): serine-type endopeptidase activity
Source: RefSeq, a predicted model, not a curated record